Messenger RNA from Mollisia scopiformis, 714 nucleotides. RefSeq lists its product as uncharacterized. The transcript has 2 exons. The coding region runs from base 1 to 714 and encodes 237 amino acids. NCBI's taxonomy places the organism in Eukaryota, Fungi, Ascomycota, Leotiomycetes, Helotiales, Mollisiaceae. The record is from RefSeq and is a predicted model, not a curated record.
AUGGCUCCGAAUUAUCCCGUUGAUGAUGUGCAAGUAAAGGUUGAAUUGGAUGGAUCAAACUUUCAAGAACAGGGGCGAAUUCACAGCAACGCACAAUCAACCAGAUUACCAUCAAUCGUAUCACAAUCAUUACUCGACUGGAUCGUUGAAUACAAAUCCUGCGAAAGAUUUUUUCUCAUUCAUGCACAGGCUUCUCCUCUCGUCCAAGCGAUUUGCACAUAUAUGAACAUCCGAUUACAAUAUCAGAAGAUUGCAGUUUCCCCUCCAACUACACCAAUUCCAUGGCUUCCAUCUCAGCCAAAUCUAUGUGUUCCACAUCCCCAAAAUCUACCGCUUCCGCAUCUACAUACUCCACCUUCGGGGAACAGCAACUUACAAACAGUGUCAUUGGUCCCAUACAUUCGCCGCCUAGUUUGCACCGGACUCAACACCGAGCUCAUUCUUAUGGAAUUCUUUGGCCGCGGCUGGUCCAGUGGCAUUGGUCAAAUACUGCAACAAGAAGAACAAAACUACCUCUUUGCUGCAAAGAGUGCUGACUGGCACCAAGUGAAGUUAGCAUAUGACAUCAGCAGUGAAGAGACAGCCCCGUUUCUGGUUCCGUUGAAGGAGGCAACAAUGCAGAAGAUCGUGGAUGCCGAGCACAAUUGGAGCGAGUGGCUAGCAAUGCAGGACUGGAUGCUCGGGCCCAGGCGCCCUGCUUCGUUGGAUUCUUGA